GACUUCCUGUACAGUAGUCCAACAUGGCGGUUAUGUCGCUCGCUUGAGUGUGUAGUGGAAACUGCGAAAGUUAAGUCAUUUACGGUCCAUUUCAGUGACAGAGAGUAGAGUAAAAGAAGUAAGUGUGUAGACUGCGUGCAUCGGCUUUGGGAAAUGAAGGGAAAAGAGCGGUCGCCGGUGAAGAAACGCUCUCGCGCGCCAGAUGAUGGCAGAGACCGAGGAGGAAGCCACCCGGCCAACAAGAAGAGCGGAGCCCUGUCGACGCUCGGCAGCAACAACGGCAACGGCGCUGCUCACAGCGGGGCUUCGUCCAGGAGAAGUUUACACAGUGAGAAAAGAGACAUGAGGGAUUCAGACGGACAUAAUUCAUCCAGUCGGACUAGUAGCGGUUACGACUACCAAGUUGUUUCGGGGAACAAGCCGUACGGAGGCGCUGACAUCGACGCGGAAGCAGCCAGGUCCGGUUCACGCAGUGACCCGCGGCCUCCGUCAAACCCUGAAAACGAGUACAAGACUCUCAAGAUAAGUGAACUGGGCAACCAGCUGAACGACGAGGAGAUAGAGGAUGGAUUGUUUCACGAGUUUAAGAGAUUUGGGGACGUUAGUGUGAAAAUAAGUCGUGAAAACGACGACAGGGUGGCGUAUGUGAACUUCAGGAGGCCGGAUGACGCCCGCUCUGCUAAACACGCCCGCGGUAAGCUGGUGUUGUACGACCGGCCUCUGAAGAUAGAGACAGUUUACACGAACAGACUCCCAAGUCGCUCCCCUGUUUUAAAAGACAAUUUCUCUCCAGCACCCAGGCAUCUCCACUCUCAGAGGCCCCUUUCUCCCACUGGUAUGGGAUAUAGAGACUACCGAUUACAGCAGCUGGCCCUGGGCCGUCUCCCCCCCCCUCCUCCUGCUCCUCCUCUGCCUCCACCACAUCACAUCAGAGAUCUGGAAAGAGACAGAGAUUUUUCAGUAUACGAUGCCAGGAAUAGACCCCCGUUCAUCCCUGAAUGUGCUGUUUUCCGCGAGGAGGACCUGAUGACUCCUGAGGAUGACCAGAGGGCGAACAGGACUUUGUUUCUGGGCAACCUGGAUGUCGGUGUGACAGAGAGUGACCUGAGGAGGGCGUUUGACAGGUUUGGGAUGAUAACAGAAGUGGAUAUAAAGCGCGCAGUGCGAGGCCAGAGCAACACUUAUGGAUUCAUCAAGUUUGAGAAUCUUGACAUGGCUCAUCGUGCCAAAGUAGCGAUGUCAGGGAAAGUGGUGGGCCACAACCCAAUUAAAAUUGGGUAUGGUAAACCUACCCCCACAACAAGGCUGUGGGUGGGGGGCCUUGGACCCUGGGUUCCACUCGCUGCACUAGCCAAGGAGUUUGACCGCUUUGGUACCAUCAGGACUAUAGACUACAGGAAAGGUGAAGUGUGGGCUUACAUCCAGUAUGAAAGUUUGGAUGCUGCUCAGGCUGCAUGUACUCACAUGAGAGGCUUUCCUCUCGGUGGUCCUGACAGGAGACUGAGAGUAGAUUUUGCCGAUACAGAGCACCGCUACCAGCACCAGCAGUACAUACAGCUCCCACUACCCCUGCCGCACUACGACUUUGUUCCGGUGCCCUUUGCCCACCGCCUUACAGACUCAGGGAGAUUGAGGGAAAGGUCCCCUCCACUUCCUGCUCGCUUCAGAGACAGGGGCCUGUACACCAGUGCUGAAUGGUCUGGCUUGGGUGUCCACGAUAGAAUGCGAGGAGCAGGCUUUGAUCCCAUAGAUCGUCUUGAAAGGCGUCCCCAUGAGACCUGGUCAAUAGACCGUGAUUUACAAGGCAGAGAUUUAAACCGCAAAAGGAGACAUUUGGAUGAUGGAAGUCGGCUGGAUCAUUCACCUGACAACAUCGACUUUGGUCUGUGCCGUCACGGCAACUCAUUAGAGCGCAGCCCUGGAGGGAGUAGCCGAGAUGGGGGACGCUACAGUGACCCUGAACGCCUGCCUCGCUCUGGCAAAACCUCCCCUGUCAGAGAGCGCCAGAACACUGGCUUUGGAGACAAGAGAAGAAAAACACUUACCCCGCCUGCAACAGGCUCCUGCACUGAGAAGGACCGCAAAAUCAAAGCAAUUGACUCAUCCAAGAGCCCAGCUAAGAAGGAGGAUUGCUUGGAACAUCUCCCCUCCUCUCAUUCCUCCAAGUCUGGACAGCCGUCCAAGCAGGCAGCUGGAGGAGAAAAGCUAAGUCAGGUCUGGCAGGGUGUCCUCCUGCUGAAGAAUAGCAGCUUUCCCACAUCACUGCACCUGCUGGAGGGGGACAUGGCAGUGGCUACUAGUCUGCUGUUGCAGGCCUCCACAGGGGGUCAAGCGUCCCAGCUGAAGAUCAGCCAGCGCCUGCGACUCGACCAACCCAAGAUAGAUGAAGUUUCACGUCGCAUCAAAGCUGCCAGCUCUAGUGGAUAUGCCAUCCUUCUGGCCGUGCCCGGGAAAUGUGAAGACGAAGGGAUCCAGGACGCCAACAGCUCGGCUGAGAGACCUCUCAAGAAUCUGGUUUCCUACCUGAAGCAGAAGGAGGCAGCCGGCAUCAUCAGCCUCCCUGUGGGGGGCAGCCGUGACAAGGACCACGGAGGAGUCCUUCACUGUUUCCCUCCAUGUGAAUUCUCACAGCAGUUUGUGAAUGCUUCUGCCAAAGCCUUUGCCAAAUCAGAGGAUGACUACAUGGUGAUGGUCAUUAUCAGAGGAGCGUCAUGAUAACAAAAAAUAAUAAUAUUCACAAUGUCUCUUUUCACACUCAUGAACUGUUAAACUGUGAGUUGUAAAAACAGGGAGAAUUAAUAACAACAGAGUAACAGGAAGUGAUGAUUAAUGAUACAUUUAUAUUCCCUAACCUGCAUGGUAGCUUGUAUCUCAUCCUGUGAAAGGUUUAUAGAAAUGAAAAGCACGUUAAAUUAAAAGGUUUUGAUAAAUUGAUACAUUUAAUUAAUAAUUCAGGUGACAUUCUGCUUUUUAGUUAACAGAUUAAUGUACUUAGCAUAUACUUCUAAAGUAAUUCAGAGCAAGCUACAGUGCUGUGAAUCAAUGCUAUAUUUUGCCUCUCAUUUAAAAAGAAACACAAUUCCUUCAUAUGAUUUGAUACAAUGCAAUGAGUAUUUUUGCUUUAAUUUAAUCUGUUAUCAGCAUAGAUUCAAUGGCUAGUGUCAACACAUUUGUAGUGCUAUAAUGUUUUUACAGUCAGCCUUUGAAAAAGAAAAUUAAACCAAACUCGUGCAUAUGAUUUAGGAUGUAUAUCCAUUUGCUCUAAAGCGUUACCUAUUGCUCAUUAAUAGGAUUACUCCAGAUGUGCAUCUGUAUUGCUUUCUUCUCACCAAGUAAACGUUUUGAUUCAAAGUGUCAUUAUAUAACAGCUUUUCUAUUUUUGUCUUUUUAGGCCAGUCCUGCUUAAAGCUAAAUAAAAUUGUGGAAAUACAUUGGGUUAACUACAGUAGGGCAUUAAAGAUUUUAGUACAUUGAUGACAUUAACAUAAAUGCUCCUGUCUGAGCCACAUCUGGAGGUUUAUGUGAUAUAAGGUGAAGGUUUCACUAAGCAUUGGUAGAUGUAUGGAGGGGUGGACACAAGCAGCAAUCACCUGUAUAUCAUAAUGUAGUUCAACACAAUAACCUUGCAAAGAACAGUGCUCUUAAGAAGCUACUUAUGUUUAGUUUUAAUAUACAUUUUAUUUAGAGAGACAAUUUUAGCUCUGUUUAUUUUUGACCCCCACGGUAUGCAUUGUAGCAUUAACAAAUAUUUACGGCUGAAACUGAUGAUUAAGCUACUGGUUCUUUUCUUGGUUAAAUAAAUAAUGAUUUGGUCUAGAAUAGAAAAAAGGGGAACAUGUGAUGUUUUUAUGUCUUCAAAUAGCAUUUUAUUUUGUCCUAUCAACUGUCCAAAACCAAAGAAGAAAACAAAGAUAUAUUAAUAUAUAACUGAUUGAUUAAACAAUUAUCAUAAUUGUUGUAGAGAAAGUAUUUAUCAAUUGACUAAUCAAGCUGGGUAAUAUAUUGUAUGUCUGAUCAUAUCAUCCAGGUUUGCUUUUGUCCACCCCUUUUUAUAUUGUACUUUUAUUGGCAUAUUUAAUUUAGUUACAACAGUAACUGGUUAAUCAAAUUCUUCACAUUUCUUAUGUUUUAAUCCAGUAAUUACAAUUACUAGUCCAGCAAAGUGUGUACUGUUUAAGAAAAAGAUGAUAUAACCUCUAAAUAAAUGUAAAGGCUCUAUGUAGGUUAUGCGAUGCAUAUCUCUGAUGACUGAUCAGGAGUCUACAAGUAGACACUAUUGCUCUCAGUGGACUUCUGAAUGAGUGAAAGGAGAGAAGGCCCAUCUCCAGUGGCCUUACACACGCCUUCCUCUGAAAGGACUGUUCAUUAUUAUAUUUCAUGCUUUGAUUUGAGUACUGUGAUUCAAAUGGAGAAAAGAAAUGAUAUCUGGAGAGAGAAAUGGAGAACAUCCGUGCUCAUGGGCCUAAGAAGUAUACCUAACUGUCAAAGUGCAACAAGCACUUUUGUCUCAAUAAAUUUACUCUUUCAUGGGAAACACGA
Molecule: messenger RNA, 4539 nt
Organism: Cyclopterus lumpus (lumpfish)
Lineage: Eukaryota; Metazoa; Chordata; Actinopteri; Perciformes; Cyclopteridae
Product: RNA-binding protein 15-like
Exons: 1
Coding region: 154-2715 (853 amino acids)
Biological process (GO): regulation of alternative mRNA splicing, via spliceosome
Cellular component (GO): nucleus
Molecular function (GO): mRNA binding
Source: RefSeq, a predicted model, not a curated record